UAGAUACAUACACACACACAUAUAUAUCCUCCCACCAUAGUUACAAAUUAAUUAAAUUAGUGUGAAGUAAGGUGAGGCUUUCCGAAUUCCGAUUGUAUUUUUCCGGUGAAAAUGGUGGGUGGUGGUACAAAGCCUGCAUGGAUGGAAGGGCUAAUGGCGGAGACAUUCUUUGGCGGUUGCGGUGUUCACCAGCAUCGCCGGAAGAACGAGAAGAACAUCUUCUGCUUACUUUGUUGCCAAAGCUUCUGCCCUCACUGCCUCCCUUCUCAUCAAUCUCAUCCCUUUCUCCAGGUGAGAAGAUAUGUGUACCAAGAUGUGAUAAGGUUGAAUGACUUGGAGAAGUUGAUUGACUGCUCCUACAUUCAGCCUUAUACGAUAAACAGUGCCAAAGUGAUAUUCUUGAAUCAGAGGGCGCAAUCCCGGUCUUGCAAGGGUUCCGGCAAUUCUUGUUUCACUUGUGAUAGAAUACUGCAAGACCCCUUUAGCUUCUGUUCUCUUUCCUGCAAGGUUGAUUUCAUGGUCUACCAUGACCAGGAUUUAUCAAGCAUUCUCUUCAAGUUUGAUGAAUCAGAUUUCACCUUCUCCCAGUUCGAGGGGCUACGGAUGGACGGAUCGGAUUCACCAGACGACGAAGGCCAACACACUCCGUACUCCUCUCUAGAGGACCCGUUGGAGUACAAGAAUACUUCUUCCUCCAACACCGCCAUUGACAUUUCACGCGAUUCCGAGACCAAAAGGAACAAGAAAGGAAGUAGCGGUUUUCUCCCAGGUUUCAUGGUGUCCUUGAACAAUAGGAGAAAGGGUGCCCCUUCAAGGUCUCCCCUUUCUUGAAGAUCAAUUUGAAUGUAUUAUUAUUAGCUUCGAUCUGAUCUAUCUCUUAAUAAAAUUUCUAGCUUCAACUUAGGAUCGGUUGUAUUAUUAUGUGUUAAGAAGAAGAUAGGGUCUGCUGCUUAGCUUGUUAGCUAGCCAGCUUUAAUUUGGUCUAUAUGAUUGUAGCAAGCAUG
Messenger RNA from Ipomoea nil (Japanese morning glory), 1004 nucleotides. RefSeq lists its product as uncharacterized. The coding region runs from base 112 to 831 and encodes 239 amino acids. The transcript has 4 exons. Lineage: Eukaryota; Viridiplantae; Streptophyta; Magnoliopsida; Solanales; Convolvulaceae. The record is from RefSeq and is a predicted model, not a curated record.